This is a messenger RNA of Zingiber officinale, 1365 nucleotides long. RefSeq names its product AT-hook motif nuclear-localized protein 10-like. The record is from RefSeq and is a predicted model, not a curated record. The coding region runs from base 294 to 1202 and encodes 302 amino acids. The transcript is spliced from 6 exons. Gene Ontology annotation, molecular function: minor groove of adenine-thymine-rich DNA binding. NCBI's taxonomy places the organism in Eukaryota, Viridiplantae, Streptophyta, Magnoliopsida, Zingiberales, Zingiberaceae.
CCACUGAGAUUUCUUCUCUCCCACGAUUUGUUCGGUACGCUUCCCUGCUUCGCCCUGCCAAAUUCAAAAACCUUUUUUAAUUGUGCUUUUUUUUUCCGGGAGCAAAUCGAGUGAAAGAAGGCUGAGGAACAGAUCUCGAGUAUAUAAUUGCUCAGAAAUGUAUCCGUGGAAAUAAAAAUCUGAUCUUGUUGCACUUUCUUAAUGCCCGGCGAAGGUUUCCGUCAAUUCAUGUUUGCCGCCGGGCGGUCACUGUUGGGAUUGUAGCAGUCGGGAAGCAUAAAAGGAGCUAACCCAUGGAAAGAAAUCUGUCUUCUCUGUUCAACGCGAAGAUUGUGGAUCAUGAGAAUGGUGUUCGCGUCUACGAACCAUCAGGCAGUGCCAGUGUUACUCCCAUGUCUCAGGGAGUGACUGGUUGGAGUUCCAGUGUCACUCAUCAAUUCCAUGCAGUGGCAGGCAGCGGCGGCGGCGGCGUUUAUCCCGGCAAUAGCUCCGGGGAGUCCUUCAAGAGAAAGCGUGGCCGUCCAAGGAAGUAUGGUACCGAUGGCACGCCAGUACUCGGCGUGUCACCGCUAUCAACAAGUCCGGCGGCUCCUCCUCCGAGCACCGGAAUAUUCUCUCCGGCUACUCAUGUUGCUGCAACAGUUGCUGCAGAGGGUGCCAAAAGGGCUAGAGGUCGUCCACGAGGUUCAACCAACAAGCGACCCAUAAAAGCUCUUGGUUCAACUGGAACUGGAUUUAUGCCUCAUGUUAUUGCUGUUGAAACUGGAGAGGAUGUAUCAGCAAAGAUCAUGGAAUUCUCGCAGCAAAGCAGACGUGCGAUUUGCGUCCUGUCUGCAAAUGGUGCAAUUGCAAAUGCCUCUCUCUGUCAGGCUGAUACACACGGUAGCACCUUAACUUACGAGGGUCGUUUUGAAAUCCUGUCACUCUCUGGAUCAUUCCUGCUGACCCAGAGCGGAGGAGGCCAGCAUCGUCAAACAAGCAGUCUCAGUGUUUCAUUAGCCGAUCCCGACGGGCAUGUCAUAGGCGGCGGGGUGGCGGGCGCAUUGAUAGCGGCCUCACCGGUGCAGGUGAUCGUGGGCAGCUUUAGCUCUCAAGGUCAAGGGAAGAAGGGAACUCUGCAGUUGAGCCCUUCAGGGCCUUCUGCGUCCGGGGCAAAAGACUUGGAAAGACUCGCGUCGCUUGCCGGCAGCUUUUCGGCUUGAGCACCACGACACACACUGAACUAACUUUCUACGAGUAGAGAUUUCCAGCCAGCCGUCAAAUAGCAGCAGUCCUCUGUGUUUCCUGUGUUAAUUGAAUCGAUUGAGGUUGUGUACACAUUCUUUCUUCUUCUUAAUUUUCCCGGGAAAAUGCUGGUAUAAACUU